AUGAAUGCCACAAAGAGUGUUAUGUGCCAAUGUUGGCGCGAGGCAGCUCGAAGAUGUUUCCCGGGAGACAAAAUUAGGCCUCUCUAUUACCAACACUACCAAUACCAAUGGUUAGGAGCUGAGCUUGACAGAGCUAUUGCUUAUACGGGUGCCUACAAUUCAGAAAAUUCCGAUGCUAGUGCUGCUGCUGGUCCUGACGGUCCCAGCGCCAAAGGUCCCAACGCGAGCGCUUCUUCUGAGAGUAGCGCUUUCGGUGGCAUCACUGCUGGUGCUGCAGCGGGUCACAAUGGUGCUGCGGGUACUGGAACUGCUUCCGGAUAUGCAAGAAGCGGUACUAGUGGCGCCACCCCCAUUAGCCCUUGA
Molecule: messenger RNA, 363 nt
Organism: Eruca vesicaria subsp. sativa (arugula)
Lineage: Eukaryota; Viridiplantae; Streptophyta; Magnoliopsida; Brassicales; Brassicaceae
Source: the annotation of a GenBank genome assembly